This is a messenger RNA of Erythranthe guttata (spotted monkey flower), 1281 nucleotides long. Its product is annotated as FAM133-like protein. NCBI's taxonomy places the organism in Eukaryota, Viridiplantae, Streptophyta, Magnoliopsida, Lamiales, Phrymaceae. The record is from RefSeq and is a predicted model, not a curated record.
CCAACCAGUAGAAGUCUCUAGAGAAGGCGAACAAAAUAUUUGUACUAAAUAACAGCCCCCGCCCCCGCCCCCAAAUUCUCAGGCUACCACCAAACAAGAAGCGCAGCUUUACAUCUUUUUUCGCAGUAUUUAGAGAGAAGUGGUAACUUGAGCUGUUUAUUCUGGUGGGCUGUUGUGGAUUUUCCUUUCUCUGUCAUAAGAUGCACUUCCGGUCAUCAUCAUACCAAAUGCAGGUAGAUUUGUUGGUAUGGAUGCAAAGAAAUUCAUGCAGUUGGUCGAGGAGAAGAAAAAGAGAGUCUUGGCGAAAAAAGAAGCACCCUUGAAAUGGGAACAGAAACUUGAAGCCGCCGCAAAGGCGAAAGCCGAUGCAGAAGCCAACGAGAAGAAAUCGAAGGCUGCCAAGCACAAGAGGAGGUAUGUAUCGAUAUCCGAAAUCGACAGUGAUAGUGAUAGUGACGUCGAUGAUAGAAAGAGGACUAAAAAGUCUCACAAGAAAAGAAGAAAGCACGGCCGCCACCAUUCUUCUGACUCUGGCGACCACGAGAAGAGGAAGGAUAAGAAGUACAGGCAAAAGCCGAAGAGAAGAUCGGUAUCCGAUUCUGAUGAAGACAGCUUUUACGAGUACGAGAGUGACUCGGAAGAGGAGAAGAGAAGGAAGCACUUACAUAGGAAACGGAGGCGUGGUUAUUCGGUGUCUGAUUCCGGUUCUUCGAGUGACGAGAGUAGUGACGACGAUGAUGCUGUCAGAAGAAAGAGGAACCGUGCGAAGCACCACAAGCGUCAUAGAGCAAAACAUUCUAGUCACUCGGAUGAUUUUUCCGGUGAUGAAAGAAAGAAGCAUCGUGUGAAGCGCCACCACAAACACCAUAGGAGAUCACGAAGUCACGAUGAGACUUCAGACUCCGAUGAAAACAGGCAUGGUAGGAGGAGAUGUGUAGGGAAGUCGUCGGAUGAUAAUGAUGAACCCAGUGGAAUAGAUAACGGAAAAGAGAAUCACCGCCGCGACCACCACCACCACCACCACCACCACGACCGCGGGUCUAAUCUGGAUGAAGAACAUUUUGAGUAUGGUUCUGGAGAACCAAAUUUGGAUGGCCAUGCUAAUACUCCCAGCCGUGAUGUUUAAAGAUUCUAUACGAGUGAGAGUUGCGGAAUUCAAGUGCUUUUGACAUUGGCUGCAUUUUUGUUGUUUUCUAUGUCGUUCGUAUGUUGCACUCUAUAAAUUAUUGGUACCUAAAAUUACUCACCUCUGUUGUUAUUUGAGAUUAUUUUCUGCACCAA